Molecule: messenger RNA, 1900 nt
Organism: Austrofundulus limnaeus
Lineage: Eukaryota; Metazoa; Chordata; Actinopteri; Cyprinodontiformes; Rivulidae
Gene: syt15
Product: synaptotagmin XV
Exons: 8
Coding region: 291-1544 (417 amino acids)
Biological process (GO): calcium-ion regulated exocytosis
Cellular component (GO): exocytic vesicle; plasma membrane
Molecular function (GO): phosphatidylserine binding; SNARE binding; calcium-dependent phospholipid binding
Source: RefSeq, a predicted model, not a curated record
AUUUUUUACCUGGAUUACUGAGAUGCAUCAGGACAUGCCUCAACUUUAGUUUCUCAAUAUUAGGAGAAAUAAUAAACCAAUGACAUGGUUUUGUUAUCAACAUGGGGCCACCAAAGUUGAACAUUUGCCCAGGACCCCCUCAGGUGGUUGGUGCAGCCCUGCAGAUAACAGGCUGACCUGGUGAGAAGCAGACAGCUGUGUGUCCUACCUCCUCAGCCUCACAAACAGUAGUAACCAGAUGAAGGGAGAAUCAGGUUAAGCAGGCACUGGAGUUAAAAGUUUGUCGAUUCAUGACUGACCAGCUGCUGCUGCUGCUGGCUGUUGGUCUGUCUGUAGGUCUGCUGCUGCCAAGCCUGAUGACGAUGAUGAUGAUGUGCUGCCUGAGGAGGAAGAAGAACCAGCAGAAUCAGUACCAGGAGCUUCUCUCCUCGGUGCCAUCGGUGCCGUCGUGUUCUGCUCCUGUGAUCCUGGUGACUCAGGGCUCCUGGACCUCGCCCACUGACGUCCCUUUCACUUUACCCCCUCGCUUCAUCCCACAAAAUGUUGGAGAGCUGACGACGGAUGAGGGCGUGGAGAAAAAGGAGGAGGAGGGGAUGAAGGUGGACACCAGGAGGGAUAUUUUGGCUCAUCGUGGGUCUCUUUCUGUGAGAACUUGGUACCCAGUCGGAUCGGUGUUGGCCGGCCUGUACACCGUAACCCCCCUGGGCGAGGUGGUGGCGCCCCCUCCUGGCAUGGCCACGCGUCUCUGCUUCUCCGUGGAAUACCGACACAGCAGCGAGCAGCUCAUGGUCUCCCUGCUCCGCCUCGGUAACCUGCCGCCUCAUUUCCACAGCAACGUGACGCUGGUGGAGCUCCGCCUCCUUCCUGAUGACCGGAGGCCCCGCCAGGCGAAGGCCCGGGGGACAGGGCCCGACCCAGAGUUCUGCGAUUGCUUGAUUUUUCAGGUGUCAGCAGUGAGUGUGCUGAAGAGCACUCUGAGCGUGUGUGUGUUGAGUGUGGAUAAACAUGGUAAACGACACGCUGUGGGCAGAGUGUUGUUCCCUCUGGAAGGAGAGCUCGGUCAGGCUGGCAGAGUCCUCUGGAGAGACCUGGACCCGGAGGAGGCGACGCAGUGUUCAGAGCUGGGUGAUGUGCAGGUCUCUCUGAGCUACAGUCCGUCUCUGCAGCGCCUCUCGGUGGCGGUCCUGAAGGCUCGAGGCCUCCAGCUGCUCACAGAUUCAGGUGUGUGUGUCCAGGUGAGCUUACAGAUACACACCCAGGCUGUGAAGACAAAGCGAAGCUGCGUGGUGACAGGUGGACAGGAGCACCUCUUCGACUACAGGGUGACUUUUAAACUGCGACCGCAGAGUUUGGACGAGUCCUGCCUGAGGUUUGAGCUCCAGCAGCCCAAAGAUAACAGCUCAGAAUCUCCAUCCCUGCUGGGUGUGCUGGUUCUGGGUCCCUUCAUGUAUGCCAGGGGUCCUCAGCUGCAGCACUGGAUGGACAUGGUCAACGAGACACAGGAACCGGUCAAACUGUGGCACAGAUUGAGCAGAGCCACAUAAAUCAUAAGCCACAUUCGUUCCUCGUAGACUCUAAAUAACAAAUUUUAAAAACCACUGAACAGUUUCCUGCAGGGCAUCUAGAACUGCUCCGGUUUCCUCCCACAGUGUUAACACACUUUAAGAAGCCAAAUAUCUUCCUCAGAAGCUGGUUGGAAAAAAAAUCAGGGCCUAAAUGGGUCUUAAAUUGCAUCAGAAUUAGUUUUCAUGAAGAUAUAGUUCACAUGUCAGAAACUAAAUCUGUGAUUUCUAUUCUGUGGUUUUCUGUUGGGUUAAAUUAAAUAAAUCUAAAAGCUUCUAAAAUCGGUCAUCUUGACAUCUGGAGUGGUUCUUACACUGAAUUAAACUUUUUUUCUUUA